Molecule: messenger RNA, 1448 nt
Organism: Chenopodium quinoa (quinoa)
Lineage: Eukaryota; Viridiplantae; Streptophyta; Magnoliopsida; Caryophyllales; Amaranthaceae
Exons: 5
Coding region: 324-1325 (333 amino acids)
Source: RefSeq, a predicted model, not a curated record
UGACAAACAUGCACGGUAAAAAAAUGAAACAAUAGAUAAAAAAAAUAAAAAAUAAAAUGAAGAGAUUACUAUAUUUACGAAGUACAUAUACAUCAAUAAAUAAUUAAAUAUCAUUCUCAUAAAUGUCACUUUCAGGACCAAUAUUUUUUGAACUCAAUUUCCCAUAGGAAAAAUACCGCCUUUUAGUAGCUGGACAAUAGUUAAAAGGAGGAGAAUUCUCAUAACAAAAAACAUACACUACAUUUUCUCUCAUUUUUCUACUUCAAGUCAUUUCUCACAUACAAAGAAACUAACACAAAAACAAAGUAAAUUGAACCCAAUACAUGGAAGGCUCCCCUCUAGGCACCCAACACCCUAAAGAGCAAGAGUUCAAUCUAAGAGAAUGGCACCUUCGAGCUCGAAUUAGUCGAGAAAACACGAGCUCGAGGAGGUAUUCCGCCUCUUAUAUUAGAAGUUUUAGAGAGGAGUCGAGGACAUCGUUCAAGUCCAAUUUUACCGUCUCUAGCACUGCCUCCUCCCCCGGCUACAAUUUGAAAGAUGAAAUUGACCCUUCAACAUACUCGUUCACCACGGCUCUCAAAGCGUUACAAGCAAAAUCAGGGUAUGUAUGGGAAUGUUUAUCACCAGAAGGGUUUGCAUUAAACUCAAAAUGGAAUGAUGCAGAGAGGUUUAUAUGUAAUCCUUUAUCAGGAGAAGUUCCAAUGGAGUGUUUAUCAGCUAAAACAUUAAGCGCGCGGUCGUUUCGAAGCAACAUGGCUAGUAGAGUCACCAUGUCUGCACCCCUUGUUUAUUCUAUGCAACCAAGAAGAACAACAAACAACAACAACCACCCUUCUAAGCCACCUCCUGUGAUUAAAGAACAACUUAUUAAAAUUCCAUCUCUUAAACAAGAAGAGAAGAAUUUAAUGGGAAGUAGAACAAGGGAUGUUGGAACACAAAGUACACCUCCAGAGGGGAGUUCAAGUAGUCCAAGUCCAACAUCAACUCCUUCAAUUAAAGAUAGAAAGAUGAAGCAUUCUGAAGAGACUGAAGAUGGAGAUCAAGAUACUCAGAAUUCAAGCUCUAGCAUUAAUAAGUUGAAUACCGCGGAAGAGUGCACGAUGCAGGUGGAAGUGAAAGUAACAAGAGAGGGAGAAGAAACAAAAAGAAGAACAAAAGAAAGCGGGCAAUUAAAGAAUAAAAAUUCAAAAAAGAAUGAAAAAGGGCAAAAAUUCUGCUAUUACUGCUGCCCUUUUAAUGGAUGUUUACAAUUUUCAUCAUCAUGGAGCUGCUUUUGGAUCAAUAAUAAGAGAAGAGAGAGACAAAUUCAAGCCUCGAUUAAUUAAUUUCUUUAUAUUUGAAUAUAUAAAUCAUGUCUUAUUUUGUGGUAAGACCAAAUCUAGCUCGAGUUCGAGCUACAUUGUAUAUUAUUACGUAUUCAAAUGAAUCCACUUGGUUACUUGUAAUGA